UCCAAGAAGAGCUUGCAAAUAUUUUAGACAAGCAAAAAAUGGAAAACAGAAACUUUGCCGUUAUAAUAGCAAUCAUCAUAUUCUUAAUCUCCAACACCAUUUCAGCAACUGAUACCAUAACUCACUUACAUCCUCUAACUGAAAACCAAACCUUGGUUUCCAAGAACGGAGAAUUCGAGCUUGGCUUCUUUUCUCCCCGCAACUCCGAUAACCGCUACCUUGGCAUUUGGUACAAGAAGAUCGCCAUUCAAACCAUUGUAUGGGUAGCAAACAGAGAAGAACCUGUCACAACACACAUCUCUGCAUUGCUGACGAUAAACAUCACACAGAAUAGCAGCGCACUACUUGUCCUCCAUCAGAAUAACUCGGUUCUAUGGUCCGUGAGCGUAUCAAGAAAACCCAAGAAUCCAAUUUUACAGCUAUUGGAUUCAGGGAACCUUGUUCUGAGAGAAGAAAAUGAUGAGAAUGAAGAGAAGAACUAUCUAUGGCAAAGCUUUGAUUACCCUGGUGAUACACUCUUGCCAGGGAUGAAGCUUGGUAAGGAUUUGAAGACCGGGCUCGAUCGACGCUUAUCGGCGUGGAAGAAUGAAAGUGAUCCUUCACCGGGAAGCUUCACAUGGGAAAUGGAUGUCACCAACUGGCCAGAACCAAUGCAGAGAAUCGGGUCCAAGAAACAGUUCAACAGUGGUCCAUGGACAGGACUUGAUUAUAGUGGUAAACCAACGAGGAAGCCCAGCAUGGUUUUCAACUUCACAUACUUCUCUGACCAGAAUGAAGUGUACUUCAUGUUCCACCUUGUGAAUACCUCGGUCAAAGCUAGGAUGGUCAUGAACCAGAGCACCUUGAAGCGUGUUCAUACUGCUUGGGAUCAGAAUGAGCAACAGUGGAAGGUGUAUGCUCUUCUGCCCAGAGAUUUCUGCGAUGAAUACGGUUCUUGCGGCCCCAAUGGGAAUUGUGAUGGUAACAAGGUUCCAGCUUGCCAAUGUUUGAGAGGAUUUAAGCCCAAGUCACCCCGUCAAUGGAAUGGUGGGAAGUACGAUGAAGGUUGUGUGCGUGACACACCACUGGAUUGCAAAAGUGAUGGAUUUGUUAAGUAUGUUAAGAUGAAAAUGCCUGAUACAGAACAUAGUUGGUUGAACCAGAGCAUGAAUCUUGUUGAGUGCAGAGAGAAAUGCUUCAGAAACUGUUCUUGUAUGGCUUAUUCAAACUCAGACACCAGAGGAUCAGGGAGUGGUUGUGCUAUGUGGUUUGGUGAUCUUAAUGACUUGAGGGUUCACCUAGCUGAUGCAGAACACGAUCUAUAUGUCAGAGUUCCUGCUUCGGUGUUAGAGACAAAAAACGGAAGCAAGGUCAAGAUUGGUGUUGCAAUUGGAGGCACUGUUGCCUUAUUAUGUGUACUUCUCUUAGUUCUUUAUUUCAUAUACAUAAGACGAAGUGGCACGAUGAAAAAUAAUGCAGCAGUAGUAGAUCAUUUCAAGGAAGAACAGGAAGAGGAUUUGGAGCUUCCAUUGUUUGACCUAUCAGUUAUAGCUAGCGCCACAAACAACUUUUCAAUCGACAACAAGCUCGGAGAAGGUGGUUUUGGACCUGUAUAUAAGGGGACAAUGGAAAAUGGACAAGAAAUUGCUGUUAAGAGACUUUCUAGAAGCUCUGGCCAAGGACUUAAAGAAUUUAAGAAUGAAAUUGUCUUAAUAGCCAAACUUCAGCAUCGUAAUCUUGUAAAGCUUUAUGGAUGUUGCAUUCAUGAAGAAGAAAAAUUGCUCGUCUAUGAGUACAUGCCUAAUAAAAGUCUGGAUUUAUUUAUAUUUGAUAAAACGCAAAGAAUGCUCUUGGAUUGGUCGAAGCGCUUUCAAAUAAUUUGUGGAAUUGCAAGGGGCAUUCUUUAUCUUCAUCAAGAUUCAAUACUAAAAAUCAUUCAUAGAGAUCUCAAAGCAAGUAAUGUUUUACUUGAUAGUGAUAUGAAUCCCAAAAUAUCAGACUUUGGUUUGGCCAAAAUUUUUAAAGGAGAUCAAAGUGCAGAAACUACGGGUCGAGUGGUUGGAACCUAUGGAUACAUGGCACCAGAAUAUGCAAUAGACGGAAAUUUUUCAGUGAAAUCUGAUGUCUUUAGCUUUGGCAUUUUGCUGCUGGAGAUAGUAUCCGGAAAGAAGAACAAAGCAAACCAUCAUGAUAAAGAAAGUACAUACCUUGUUGGAUAUGCUUGGGAUUUAUGGAGAGAAGAAAGGCAUAUAGAAGUAGUUGAUGAAUACCUCAAAGGUGAUCUCUCUGAAGCGUUGCGCUGCAUUCAUAUAAGUCUCCUUUGUGUGCAGCAGAAUGCACAUGAUAGGCCAAACAUGUCAUCAGUGGUUAUGAUGUUAAGCAGUGAAAUUAGCUUGCCUCAGCCAAAUCCACCAGCUCUGUUUCUUGGAGAUCAUUCGGAUCAACAACAUCCUUCAUCUCUCAAUGAAUUAAGUAUUACAACUUUAGAAGCUCGUUAGGAUUCGGAAGCAUGCCUCAAUAAUCACAAUAUGCUGCACACAUAAAUGUAACAAACCUAUGCAGUAUGGCAUGGCUAGUAGUGUUUUUAAUUUCUUUCUUUAUUUCUUUGCCUGGGUGCAUUGUGUUAGUUGCUAUGGAGUUCUGCAUAAUAAUGUAGUUCAAUUUGGAUAGUACAUGUAUAUCCUGUGCCAUGCCAUCGCCUCCAUAUUAUAAGGCAAAGGGCAAAGGCUUUCCCUUAAAAGAAAACCAAAACAACAAUCUCCUAUUUUAAAAUUAGUUAGUUAGUUAGA
Messenger RNA from Arachis stenosperma, 2768 nucleotides. Its product is annotated as G-type lectin S-receptor-like serine/threonine-protein kinase At4g27290. Gene Ontology annotation, molecular function: ATP binding; protein serine/threonine kinase activity. The record is from RefSeq and is a predicted model, not a curated record. Bases 39 to 2477 code for a protein of 812 amino acids. Gene Ontology annotation, biological process: protein phosphorylation; recognition of pollen. The transcript is spliced from 8 exons. NCBI's taxonomy places the organism in Eukaryota, Viridiplantae, Streptophyta, Magnoliopsida, Fabales, Fabaceae.